UCACACUGCUGCACGUCUUCACAUCGACUGUGUUACAGUCCACGCACACAUCUUCCCUCUUCACCUUCAUCAGACACAAUCCCAAAAAACUGAAGAUGGGAAAAAUUAACGGAUGCCUAAAAUGCCUCUUUAUCUUCUUCAAUGUGAUUUCUGCACUCAUCGGAUGUGGGCUGAUCUACCUGGUGGUGAAGUUCCAGCCCGACAGCAGCCAGCUGUCCGAGGUUGGGGCCCCGAGCAUGGCUUGGGGUUGGGUGUUUGCCAUCGGCGUCUUCGGCAUCUCCUGCUUGGGAAUCUUUGCAGCAUGCUCCGAGAACCUAAUCGCCCUCAGAAUAUUUGCAGCCUUCAUGGGGUUUGGAUUGAUCUUCAUGCUGAUCUGUGGCAUUGCUGUGGUGGUCUACAAAAACAAGGUCAAAGAACUGUAUGACAACGCCUCUGCUGAGAUGGCAAAGACGUACAUAGAAGACGACAAAUCAAGAGGGAUACUUGAGAAACUACAGAAAAAUCUUCAUUGCUGUGGAGUGGUGAGCUCUGAGGACUGGAAUAUGACCAUCCCCGACAGCUGUGAUUGCUACCCUGCACUUGGAGGUGGAUUUAAUCAAUCUGGAGGUGGAGUUAAUCCAUCUGGAGCAUCAGGAUAUGAAUGUAUAUCCAGACCUAAGGGAUUUCAUUCAGGCCCAGACAAAAUCUUUAAACAGUCGUGCAGUGAAGCAAUCUUUGGGUGGGUCAACCUCGCCUUCCAGAUCAUGAUGGGCUUCUUCUUUGGAUUGGCGGUCACAGCUCUGCUGGGCCUGCUGGUCUCCAUUAUGAUGAUCCAUCAGGUCAAACGUUACGACAGCGGCAGAGGAGCGUCCAUGCCCAUGAAGGCCUACUAAAAGAAACCCUUUAACCUCUGCACUGAAACAGGAGGACUCAGUGGUUAAUACACGACCGCUUCUUCUUUACUUUUUUAAAUGUAAUUUCUGGUCAUUUCUCUCAGAGUGGCAGGAUACGUGUGAGACGGAGAGACCACGGGGCAUUCUGCAGGAAGAUUACAUUUCAGAAGUUUUCUUUACCUCCAGCUUUCUAUAGUAGAGAAUAUUGCUUAAAUAGCAAACAUUUAUUUUUUUGUAUCUCUUUUGUGUUAUUCAUGGUUUGCAGUAUUAUACUAGUCUUAUGUAACAGACUUUAAAAAGCAACAGUUUUAUAGUUUGAAAAGUCCUCUUGUUCUCCAUCUUAAGCCAUCAACUUCAUUGAUUUUGAUGGUUUAAAGCUUGGUGUUGCCAGAUCUCUAGUUAGAGUUAAUCCUAAAUUGAUUAUAUCAGAUUUUUGUUGUCCAGAGAUUAGUUCAGCAUUUGUUUAGCCUAGUUUAGCACAAAGACUCAGAGUAGGGGGGAACUGCUAGCCUAGUUUUAAAACUCUUGUUGCAGAAAUCGCCAGUGUUACUAUUCCUUAAAUCCAACCAGAAUCUGCACUCACAAGAAUGUUUUAUUUCUGAAGGGAUUUCCAAAGAAUAGUCACCAACAAACCUCUGGUUAAAAAGAUCAGUUCAGAGGUACACUUAAACUGUCAGCUGUAGUUAUUGUAAAAAAAAAGUACAAUGAACUUGUGUAUUUUUUCAUGCAUAUGUGUAUAUCUAUGUAAAGCGCUUCAGUCAUGUAAAAGGGAAACACUCCACUGAUCUGUUUUAUUGUGAAAUCUGUACUCAUAUCAUUUCAGAAUAAAUUUAAGAGACUGUGAACAUACACCACUGUGAUCUAAUGUGAUCAGUACUUCCUCCCCUUUGGCUUAUUUGCCCCAUAACAUAACAGGCUCACGGAGGCCAAUGGAGAGGUUGAAAGGAAAGAGGGAGGAUAUUGCAUUGACGAUAAUUCACUUCCGUAUAGCAAAACCAUUUAACUUUGGGCAUCUGAAUAAAACACACUUAGCAAAGCAAUACAUUUGACGUUCUACCAGAGAAAAUGCCCCUUCAUUGACCAAGUUAACUGCUUGCUAGCUAGCUAGCUAGCUAGCAUGUUAAACCUAAAUUUGUAUUAGCUAGUUAGCUAUUAGCCACCAGCUUCAACGACAUAUAAAUCACUU
Molecule: messenger RNA, 2058 nt
Organism: Anarrhichthys ocellatus (wolf-eel)
Lineage: Eukaryota; Metazoa; Chordata; Actinopteri; Perciformes; Anarhichadidae
Product: CD63 antigen-like
Exons: 9
Coding region: 96-872 (258 amino acids)
Biological process (GO): regulation of vascular endothelial growth factor signaling pathway
Cellular component (GO): plasma membrane
Source: RefSeq, a predicted model, not a curated record